AUGAGCCACCAACAAACCGCUUCAAGCACCACUACCACCACAACCACAGUCACCGUCCCUCCGCCGGAACCCGAGGAGAAUCUCGUGCUCCAUCUGACCUCCGGAGACCGCCCCGCCGAACGCCGUCACGUCGUCUGGGCGACCGAAACCGUCGACAAUGAGGGAAUGGGCAAGAAGAAGAGCAAGUGCUGUUGUAUCUACAAGAAGCCCAAAAAUUGGCAAGACUCAAGCUCCGACUCGGAUUCCGAUUGCGAAACAGGUCAUUGUAAAGGCCACGUGGAACAGAAGAAGGAAGGAGGAGGCGGAGGAGAGCCGCCGAAGUGUACCUAA
Caenorhabditis briggsae is the source of this 330-nucleotide messenger RNA. Gene Ontology annotation, cellular component: nucleus. Gene Ontology annotation, molecular function: protein phosphatase 1 binding; protein serine/threonine phosphatase inhibitor activity. The record is from RefSeq and is a predicted model, not a curated record. The transcript has a single exon. The coding region runs from base 1 to 330 and encodes 109 amino acids. Lineage: Eukaryota; Metazoa; Nematoda; Chromadorea; Rhabditida; Rhabditidae.